AUGAAUUAUGGGUGCCCCUCCGAAUUAUUAACAGAUCGUGGCCCGAGUACCAUGUCUCGGGAACUUCGUACGUAUUUACAAACAAUGGGCACAAAGCAUCUGCUAACGUCCGCCUACCAUCCACAGACAAAUGGUACUGUUGAGAGGUUUAACAGAACAUUUAUCAGCAUGUUAAGAAAAUAUAUCCAAGGAAAAACAACGAAAUGGGAUGAAUUCGUUGAUCAAGCUCUAUUUGCAUGCCGGGUACGUGUUCAUCAGUCAACAGGUAGAACAUCGUUCUUUAUGGUGUAUGGUGUUGAACCUAAGAUUCCUGGAGAUGAAUUAACACCAAUACUUGAUGAACAGAGGAAGAAGAUGCAUCCGUAUUGGUUAGGACCAUUCAAAAUAAGAAAAGUAUUUUCUCUAGGAACUUUUCAGCUUGAGGACGUCAGUGGACAGAUAAAACCAGAUUUAGUCCACCGAAAUAGACUAAAACUAGCAUUGCACGCCACCACACCAGAAACUCGAUGGUAUAAACCAACGCGUCGAACAUAA
This is a messenger RNA of Didymodactylos carnosus, 534 nucleotides long. NCBI's taxonomy places the organism in Eukaryota, Metazoa, Rotifera, Eurotatoria, Philodinida, Philodinidae. The record is from the annotation of a GenBank genome assembly.